AUGAGGAUGAAGGGUGCAGUGCUAAUAGCGGCUGUUGUAUUUGCAGUGUGGGGGUAUGCGGCGGCGAAAGAUUGUACAAACGUUCAUGGCUCUCACACCGAACGAUACUUCAUGCAAAUAUCAAAGAAUGAUUCGUGGAGGGAUGAAAUGGCUGCAAACCACCACCAAACACAUCAUGUCACCCCUACGGACGAAUCCGCUUGGCGGAAUCUGCUUCCCAAGGCCAGAAAAACACUGAAAGAUCCUUCCCAGUACGAGUGGGAAGCCAUAUACAGAAGACUCAAGAAGCAGAGUGACUUUUCGCCUCCCCAGGGUUUUCUCAAACCAGUAUCUCUCCACGAUGUCAGAUUGCAUGCCCAUUCACUUCAUCAUUCUGCUCAGGACACUAAUCUCCAAUAUCUUUUGAUGCUCGACGUGGACCGACUGGUUUGGAGCUUUAGGAAAACUGCCGGCUUGCCCACUCCUGGACAGCCUUAUGCAGGCUGGGAGGCCCCGAAUAUAGAGCUUCGGGGUCAUUUUGUUGGUCAUUAUUUGAGUGCAUCUGCCCAAAUGUGGGCCAGCACUCACAACGAAGCUCUGAGAGAUCAGAUGUUAGCGGUUGUGGGCAAUCUGUCUCUGUGUCAGAAGAAAAUAAACACCGGAUAUCUCUCUGCAUUUCCAGUCGAGUUCUUUGAUCGUCUUGAGAAUGGGAAAUAUGUGUGGGCUCCUUAUUACACCAUUCACAAGAUCAUGGCGGGGCUGGUGGAUCAAUACACAUUCGCAGAGAAUGAUGAAGCGCUGAAGAUGGCGACUUGGAUGGCCGAUUACUUCUACAACCGCAUCACCAAUUAUGUUGGCAACCACACUCUGCCAAGCUUUUAUAAUCUGCUGAAUGAAGAAUUUGGUGGGAUGAAUGAUCUGCUUUACAGGUUAUACAACAUCACGGGGAAUUCCAAGUAUCAGACCUUGGCCCACUUGUUUGAUAAGCCUUGCUUCAUGGGCUUACUAGCAACCCAGUCUGGAGAUAUAACGGACCUUCAUUCAAAUACUCAUAUCCCAAUCGUUGUUGGAGCUCAAAUGCGGUAUGAAUAUGUGGGCGACCCGCUUUAUCAGGAAAUAGCAACGUACUUUUUGGAUCUUGUCAAUUCUUCACACAGCUAUGCAACUGGAGGAACUUCCGUGUCUGAGCAUUGGAAAUUGCCGAAUAGAAUGGCCGAGGUUCUUGGCACCGAAAAUGAAGAAUCGUGCACGUCUUACAACAUGUUGAAGGUAGCUCGCAAUCUAUAUAGAUGGACAAAAGACGUUUCGUAUGCGGACUAUUACGAGCGCCAAUUGACAAAUGGAGUGCUGAGCAUACAAAGAGGAACAGAUCCUGGAGUUAUGAUCUAUUUUCUCCCACAAGGUCGUGGUGUUUCCAAGGCCCACUCUGUUAAUGGCUGGGGCACUCAGUUUGACUCCUUCUGGUGCUGCUAUGGCACCGGAAGUGAAUCUUUCUCCAAAUUGGGAGACUCUAUUUAUUUUGAAGAAGCAGCCAAAUCUCCUACUCUUUACGUCGCUCAGUACAUCUCCAGCACUUUCAACUGGAAUGCUGCCAACGUGGCACUCAAUCAGACUCUUACUCCUUAUUCUUCACUGCAUCCUUUCUUGCGCGUCACCUUCACAUUUUCUCCCCUUCAGGGACAAGCCCUGUCUUCUACAUUAAACCUCCGUAUACCGACAUGGACCCAUGUGGAUGGCUUUAAUGCCUUGCUUAAUGGCAAGCCUUUGAACCAGCAAGUUAAAGGAGGGUCAUAUUUGUCGGUGACAAGAAAGUGGAGCGCUGGCGACAGUCUCACCCUUAGCUUGCCCAUCACUCUAAGAUCGGAACACAUCAAAGACAACGGCCCACAAUAUAAUUCCGUUCGUGCGAUUCUUUAUGGUCCGUUCCUGCUUGUGGGUCACACCAUUCUGGAUCAAUGGGAUCUCAAAGUUGGGCCGCAUAAGGAACCAGCGGAUUACAUGACCGCAAUCCCAGCAAUUAACAACAGUCACCUGUUCACGUUCGCUCAAGACUUGGGCAAAUCAUCGCGUUUCGUGUUGACAAACCUGAACCAGGGAGCGAACGUGUCAUUGACAAUGGAGAAAAUAGCCGAAGCAGGCACCAUUAAUGCCACCCAAUCGACCUAUAGACUGGUGUUGCUAGAAAAAGGCCCAUUUGCGAGUCUCGGCGAUGUCAUGAACAAACGCGUCCUGAUCGAACCGGUUCAUCUUCCUGGGCAGAGCUUGAUGCAUCAAGGACCAGGAAAGUUUUUUGUGAUUGUGGGCUCCUCUACGGGUCAGGAGUCUUCAGAGUUCAGAGUGGUUCCUGGAUUGGACGGACGAAAUGGCACUGUAUCCAUCGAGUCCGUGAACAACAAAGGUUGCUAUUUGUACAGUGGUGUCGACUAUAAUGAAGGUCAAGACGUGAGCCUGAAAUGCAGCAACUCUGCUUCAUUCAACCAGGCUGCGGCCUCUUUCGACGCCAUUAAGGGCCUGAAGGAGUACCAUCCCAUUAGCUUUAUUGCUAAUGGGUUCAACAGGAAUUAUCUCAUGGAGCCCAUUCACUCCUUUAGAGAUGAAGUUUACACCUCCUAUCUCAAUAUUUAUCCUUGA
Molecule: messenger RNA, 2610 nt
Organism: Neltuma alba
Lineage: Eukaryota; Viridiplantae; Streptophyta; Magnoliopsida; Fabales; Fabaceae
Exons: 10
Coding region: 1-2610 (869 amino acids)
Biological process (GO): L-arabinose metabolic process
Molecular function (GO): alpha-L-arabinofuranosidase activity
Source: RefSeq, a predicted model, not a curated record